Molecule: messenger RNA, 786 nt
Organism: Symbiodinium natans
Lineage: Eukaryota; Dinophyceae; Suessiales; Symbiodiniaceae
Source: the annotation of a GenBank genome assembly
AUGGUCCGGCACGUGAAAUUUCCCGUCUGCCUUGCGCCGGAGAAGGAACCGAGCGAAGGUGAAUUCGGCCUCGACUACGAGCCGGGUUCCCUGGCCGGCGCGCUGCAGAUCACCACUGCCAUCGCGCACUACUACCCGGAUGCGACCAAGCAGGAGACGCUGUUGACGAACGCAGCCUUUCAUUGCGACGACUCGUUCUUGACCUUGAAUCUCGAGACUACACGCGGCAUCCACGGGCUGCAAAGUUGGCCUGAAGGACCGCAGAUUCGGCGUUUCCGAUAUGACGAUGAGGCGAACUCGUCGGUGAUGAAUCUCUUUGUGGGUGGCUACCUCCAAGCGCUGUCCCAAGGCCGCUGGAGGAGCCUGCUACACUCAGGCUCAAACCCCAGCGAUGAGGAUCGGCUGUCCCUGACGAUCUUCCUCGGCAUACCGCAGCUGCACGAGGCUGCACGGUCCCAGCAUGAGGGCACACGCGGCGAGCAGGAACAGCAGGUCUUCAACUGGUUCGGGGAGGCUCAGCACAUGGACUCAUGGUCGGCCGGCGCGCGGUUCGACGAGAUACAGGAGAUGUACUCCCACGGUGAUGGCUUUCACCAGUCUGUGCAGGAGCUGCUCCGCAGACCUCGGCCCAUGCCAUCAAAGACGCGGGCACGGCAUCGGCAGGCGGUUGCCAACGCUCGUGCCAAGGCCGAGCAGACGGUGGCGGAAACAUCGCAAGCCCUUUCUGGGUUGAACACCACUCCUGCCCUCGGCUCACCGCCCAUCCAAGUAACAAGCAUCACUUGA